GCCACGGCCGCGGCGAGGACGCGGACGCGGCGCCUUGGCCAAUGAUCGGCCGCCCCGCCAGUGUUGACGUGCGGGCGAGGGGCGGCGUGCACACCGUGGCUGUCCUCCCUCCCUCCCACAGGAUGCGACUAGAGGCUGUGGCGGCGGUGGUGGUGGUGGUGCUGGCGGUGAGCUGUGUGGCGGAGGAGGAGAAGAAGAAGGAGAAGGUGAAGAAGCUGCAGAUCGGCGUCAAGAAGAGGGUUGACAACUGCACCCUGAAGAGCCGACGGGGUGACCUUCUGCACAUGCACUAUGCUGGCAAGCUGGAGGACGGGACGGAGUUUGACAGCAGUUACCCGCGAGGACAGCCGCUGACCUUCACGCUGGGGUCUGGUCAGGUCAUCCGUGGCUGGGACCAGGGACUUAUAGGGAUGUGUGAGGGAGAAAAGAGGAAGUUAGUCAUCCCAUCAGACCUGGGCUACGGAGCAUCAGGCGCCCCACCAAAGAUACCCCCCCAUGCCACCCUGGUCUUUGAGGUGGAGCUGCUCAAGAUCGAACGCAAGGAGGAGCUCUGAUCAGGACCGGGGAGGCUAGGGGUUAGGGGCUAGGUACUACCACUAUUACUUCUACUAUUACUACAGUGUGAGGGUUGUACAAUGGUUUUACUAAUUAAGAGCUGGGCACCAUCAACGCAAACCACGGCAUCAGUUUAGGUUAAUUCUGGGUCCUUUAGAGGAUUUUACAAGGUCUAGAACACUUUUGGUAAUCAAGGGUUAAAAAAUCACCUUUAGUUACCGAACUCGCUGCAUUCGUAUCUUAAUCUACUCUUUUUUCUGACCAACUUCAUACUCACAAAUUGAUGUUAGCCAGAAUGGAGUAAAGAUGUGACUGUAGGGGAUGAGUGUCUGGAGGUGAUUUUUAACUCCUCGAUUACGAAAAAGAACUUCAUAUAACCUCGAUUACGAAAAAGAACUUCAUAUAACCUCGAUUACGAAAAAGAACUUCAUAUAACCUCGAUUACGAAAAAGAACUUCAUAUAACCUCGAUUACGAAAAAGAACUUCAUAUAACCUCGAUUACGAAAAAG
Messenger RNA from Eriocheir sinensis (Chinese mitten crab), 1065 nucleotides. Its product is annotated as peptidyl-prolyl cis-trans isomerase FKBP2-like. Bases 42 to 554 code for a protein of 170 amino acids. The transcript is spliced from 4 exons. Gene Ontology annotation, biological process: protein peptidyl-prolyl isomerization. The record is from RefSeq and is a predicted model, not a curated record. Gene Ontology annotation, molecular function: peptidyl-prolyl cis-trans isomerase activity. NCBI's taxonomy places the organism in Eukaryota, Metazoa, Arthropoda, Malacostraca, Decapoda, Varunidae.